GCAAGAGAGAGGGAGGGGGAAAAAAAGAAAGGAAAGACUCAAGAAGGAGUGAGGGGCAGCACUGUUGAAAAAGACUGACUCCUUGGUGCUGUUAGGCAGAAGUGAUGGGCUCCCCUCACAGUAUGUGACUGUCCUCUCAGGGCUGGACAGAGAGGAUCUCACAGCUCCUUAGAGCUUCCUGCUCAUUAAAUAAUCUGCAAAGAAAGAGCUCAUCUGCCAAACUGCUCCACUCUCAUUUUCACUGCAGUGUUCAAAAUUAAUACCACCAAGUCAGGGUUUUUUUUUCUUAAGAUUUUGAAAAGCACGCUUUAUGUCUUCAAGGAACACUGGACAACCUGGCAAGAGCUUCCCACAGGUCUGGCCGCUGUUUCAGUGAGCAAUGAAGGUGUCAGGUGAUAAAAGCUUCUGACAAGACAACUGACCUCUUCUGACUGACAGCCAGGACACAGAGCAAGACAGUUAGGGAGUGAAAGAGAGAGAGAGAGGGAGAAAGAUACCAACUAUCCUGGAUCAGCAGGCUGAAGUAGUGAUGACUGUUUUCGCACUUCAGUCAAAUCCGCCCGGCCGGCGAGGGAUUUAAGCGGAGACGCGAGCAAAGGCACAACUAUCCGACAGUUCACACCCUUACCAGGGCUACAUUACACAGCCAUACCCAGCCACGCCCUAAACCCUAUCACUAUGAAGCCCUUUGCAGUGGUAUUGCUGGUGGUGGUGCUGGUCCACAGUCCCGGUUCUGUGGCAGGGAAGAUCCAGCCAAUGGAGAGCGGUGAGGAGGUUCUGGAGCAGGAGUUCCUGUACGCUGGGCGUCAGAAGCGCGCCGUGGACCCCCAGCAGCCGGACAAGUGCUCCUACACCUUCAUCGUGCCCCAGCAGAAGGUGACGGGCGCCAUCUGCGUCAACUCCAAGGAGCCGGACGCGGUGCUGGAGAACCGCGUCAACAAGCAGGAGCUGGAGCUGCUGAACGGCGAGCUGCUGAAGCAGAAGCGGCAGAUCGAGACGCUGCAGCAGCUGGUGGAGGUGGACGGCGGCAUCGUCAACGAGGUCAAGCUGCUGCGCAAGGAGAGCCGCAACAUGAACUCGCGCGUGACGCAGCUCUACAUGCAGCUGCUGCACGAGAUCAUCCGCAAGCGCGACAACGCGCUGGAGCUCUCGCAGCUGGAGAACCGCAUCCUCAACCACACGUCCGACAUGCUGCAGCUCACCAACCGCUACAAGGACCUGGAGCACAAGUACCAGCACCUGGCCGCGCUGGCCAGCAACCAGUCCAUCCUCAUCGCCCAGCUGGAGGAGCACUGCCAGCGGAUGCCCGUCGUCGCCGUCCGCCCCGCCCCCCAGCCGCCGCCCCCUCCCUCGCCGCCGAUUAGCAAGCCCUACCAGCCGCCGACCUACACCCGCAUCACCAACCAAAUCACCAACGAGAUCCAGAGUGACCAGAACCUCAAGGCCCUGCCGCCUCCACUUCCCACAAUGCCCAGUGGCACUCACAGUCCCUCCACGACGAACAAACCCUCCGGGCCCUUUAAGGACUGUCUGCAUGCUCUGGAGGAAGGCCAUGGCACCAGUGGCAUGUACCUGGUGAAGCCAGAGAAUGCCAACCGGCUCAUGCAGGUGUGGUGCGACCAGAGGCACGAUCCUGGCGGCUGGACAGUCAUCCAGAGGAGGCAGGACGGCUCGGUCAACUUCUUCAGGAACUGGGAGACGUACAAGCAAGGUUUCGGAAACAUCGAUGGUGAAUACUGGCUAGGCCUGGAAAACAUCUACUGGCUAACAAACCAAGGCAACUACAAGCUGCUGGUGACCCUGGAGGACUGGUCUGGCAGGAAGGUGUUCGCUGAGUACGCCAGCUUCCGGCUCGAGUCUGAGGCAGAGUUCUACAAGCUGAGGGUGGGCCGCUACCACGGAAAUGCAGGUGACUCCCUCACCUGGCACAACGGAAAGCAGUUCACCACCCUGGACAGGGACCACGAUGUGUACACAGGUAACUGUGCCCACUACCAGAAGGGAGGCUGGUGGUACAAUGCAUGUGCCCACUCCAACCUCAAUGGGGUGUGGUAUCGAGGGGGUCAUUACCGCAGCCGUUACCAGGACGGGGUCUACUGGGCGGAGUUUCGGGGCGGGGCCUAUUCCCUGAAGAAAGUCAUCAUGAUGAUCCGACCCAACCCCAACACCUUCCACUGAAGGCAAAAUUUAAAACAAAACAAAACAAGAAGAAGAAAAAAAAACAGAACCGACUUCACUUCAUCCUCGUUGUCUUCUUGUCUGUUUUUACUUUGAAGAAAAAAAAAUGCAAAGCGUACCUUUCAGCUCUGUUCUGCUCCUGUUCAGCUUUUGUUUUUAUUUCGUAUGACCUUGUGUCUGUGUGUGUUUAUUUUGAAUAUUGCUUUGUGUCCAUAAAUAACUAGUUGAUGUUAAGCAAAUGUGCAAUUGCCUUGCCAGGGGGUUACAAAGACACAGCGAUGGCUCUGUCUGGGUAACCCUGCUCCUAAAAUGCACUGGCAGCGUUUCCUCAGAGGAAUUGACUGGUGAGAGGGACUGUGUAAUAGAGAAGCCUUGCCAGCCACAGAGGAACAGUUAAUGCCAUCAUAACCCAGGGCCACCUAAUCCUGUUUGUUUGUUUGUUUUUUACUCUGGCUCCAGCCCAGAGGCACAAACAGCAGUUCACUCGUGAUGACGUUACUGCUGCCGCUAAACCGAAGAUGCUUGAUUUUGCCUUGAUGCGCUCGGUGUUGCAUUCUAUAUUUCCUCUUGAAUAAGAUGAUGGAAACAGAAAAGCUUGCAAUAUGGAACAACUGCUGACAGCCAGAUGAGAGGGUUUUAUUCGGCUUUUGAUGCAGAGUAGUAAUGACUCUGCCCUGCAUAAAAAAGAAGGCCGAGAAGAACAAAAUGGUAUCAGUACCUCACUUAAUACAAAAUGUUUCUACCCCUCCUUUGUUGCAAUGUGGGUACAGAAGAAACACCUGAAACCUCAAUGUGUGCUUGACUCCAUCUGUGUUCAGUAAACACUUGAAACCUUAAUGAAAAAGGUGGAACUUUGUUAAAUGUUUUGUCCUAACACAAUACACAACACAGGUAAUUUCACAGUUUUGAACAAACAGCUUUAUUUCAUACUCCUCAAAUGUAUAAAUCAUUCUCUGGAGAAAUACGACGCAGGAAGAUAUAUGUAUCCGGUGACAGUACAGAAUAUAAUCCAUUUGUUGAAAAUGUGCCUUUUUACAGUAAAAACAAAAUUACAUGUAGAAACAGACAGUCUGACUAAUUUAUUUAGAGAGCGCUAGCAUUGCCAGAGUUUCCUGCAAAGCAUCCUGGGAGUAUACGUAAUGCUUUGGGAGGCUCUUAUCUUUCAGCAGCAAUGAAAGGCCACAUGGUGGCCUGCUCUGUUCUACAAAUGCGCAGAAUGCCCCAGAGGGACUGAGAGGUCCCGCUAAAAGCCCUGACUAAUACCAAUCGUGCUUAGGGAAAAAAGUAACCUUCGAUAUAUCUAAAUGUCUUGUCAGAGAGUGAAUUCAGCUGUUCCCUCACUCCCUUCUAGGUUCUAAUGUGGUGCUGGGCUAGAGGAAUGCUAAUGCUGUGAACAUUCAUAAAUCUCCCUGUUGCCUUUUAAAUAGGAUGGGGGAGAGCACAAGGAAUGAGAGAUGAUGGACAGUGCACCCUCUCACAGAAAAGACCAAAUACAGAAAUGCAUAAAAAGUACAGAUUGACCUAUCUAAGCAUAGGGUGAACCACAGUGUGAAUGCUUUUUGACCAAGCAUGCUUGUUUAAAGUUUUGUCAUAUGCAUUGUGUGACAGCACUCUGUAUGUGAUAGUAUUAUUUAAAACCACAGCGUGAGCAAUGCUCCCCUGAUGCUGUGGCUGGCCAAACAUUUUCAGAACAGCUGCUGACAUGUUGAAGGGAAAACAAGAGAAAUGACGAGCUACACUGAUUUCAGUUGGUUCCCCAUUGAUAUCAUGAGUCAAGUAACCAACGAUAACAAAGACACAAAUGUCUUCCAUAUACAUUUUUAGGCCUUUAAAUAUUUUAAUGAAUGUUGAAUGAGAGUCAAACUGGCUAUUGACUUUACCUUUUUUGAAUGUUCAUACUUUCAUUCUUUCAUUUAUUUCUUUUUUGUUUUUGUCCUGAGCUCCAAACUGACAGGGAGCACUGUAAGCAUAUGUAAAAGAAAAUUGUUUGUGUCACACAAAGAACCGACACAUCUGUGUACAUAGGCCAUACGUUAAAGUAUUUUUGUAAUAUAAUGUAACAAUAUCUCAUUGUACCGAGUUACCAGACUGUUGCAAUAAACCGUGUACAGCUAACAUGUUGUCCACUGUUGACCACUUGCUUCAUGUCUCUUGGCAACACAGACUCUGACUGGAGACAUGGUUAACAUAAAAACAAGAUAAAACAUGAGAAAGCACAGCGAUAACAGUGUUCUAAACAGAAAUGUUUGGAAGAAUGAUAAA
Molecule: messenger RNA, 4440 nt
Organism: Megalops cyprinoides (Indo-Pacific tarpon)
Lineage: Eukaryota; Metazoa; Chordata; Actinopteri; Elopiformes; Megalopidae
Product: angiopoietin-related protein 2-like
Exons: 5
Coding region: 679-2178 (499 amino acids)
Source: RefSeq, a predicted model, not a curated record